This is a messenger RNA of Trichomycterus rosablanca, 864 nucleotides long. RefSeq names its product calcium channel, voltage-dependent, gamma subunit 5a (gene cacng5a). Bases 1 to 864 code for a protein of 287 amino acids. The transcript is spliced from 7 exons. NCBI's taxonomy places the organism in Eukaryota, Metazoa, Chordata, Actinopteri, Siluriformes, Trichomycteridae. Gene Ontology annotation, molecular function: voltage-gated calcium channel activity; channel regulator activity. The record is from RefSeq and is a predicted model, not a curated record. Gene Ontology annotation, biological process: postsynaptic neurotransmitter receptor diffusion trapping; neurotransmitter receptor internalization; positive regulation of synaptic transmission, glutamatergic. Gene Ontology annotation, cellular component: AMPA glutamate receptor complex; postsynaptic density membrane.
AUGGGUGUAUGUGGCAGGAAGGCGUUGACGCUGCUCAGCAGUGUGUUUGCUGUGUGCAGUCUGGGUUUGCUGGGCAUUGCUGUCAGCACCGACUACUGGCUCUACCUGGAGGAGGGCAUCAUCCUGCCCCUUAACCAGAGCACAGAGAUACGCAUGUCCCUCCAUUCAGGUCUUUGGAGGGUCUGCUUCUUGGCAGAAUGGCCUGUAGAUGGCACACUGCUGCCUACUGGGCGUUCAGGACAAGAGAAGGGACGUUGUUUCACCAUUGAGUACGUCAUGCCCACCAACAUCCAGAUGACCUCAGAGUCAACAGUUAGUGUUCUGAAAAUGAUCCGCUCAGCCACACCUUUCCCACUAGUCAGCCUCUUCUUUAUGUUCAUCGGUUUCGUCCUGAACAACAUUGGUCACGUCCGCCCCCACCGUACCAUCCUCGCAUUCGUCUCUGGGAUCUUCUUUAUUCUCUCAGGUCUUUCUCUGGUAGUGGGUCUGGUAUUGUAUAUCUCCAGCAUUAAUGAUGAGAUGCUGAACAGAACAAAAACAAAUGAAGCUUACUUUAGCUACAAGUAUGGCUGGUCCUUCGCCUUCGCUGCCAUCUCCUUCCUGCUCACUGAGGCAGCAGGUGUGAUGUCUGUCUACCUGUUUAUGAAAAGAUACACAGCAGAGGACGUGUACCGGCCUCACUCCAAUUACUACGGGCCACGCCUCAGCAACUGCUCUGAUUACUCAGCUCAGUUUCUUCAUCCAGAUGCCUGGACACGAGGACGGAGUCCCUCAGACAUCUCAAGUGAGGCCUCACUCCAGAUGAGCUCCAAUUACCCUGCCCUGCUGAAGUGCCCCGAGCACAUGUCCUCUUCCCCCUGCUGA